Messenger RNA from Nilaparvata lugens (brown planthopper), 1784 nucleotides. Its product is annotated as testis-specific serine/threonine-protein kinase 4. Gene Ontology annotation, molecular function: tau-protein kinase activity; protein serine/threonine kinase activity; ATP binding. Gene Ontology annotation, biological process: intracellular signal transduction; microtubule cytoskeleton organization; protein phosphorylation. The record is from RefSeq and is a predicted model, not a curated record. Bases 531 to 1583 code for a protein of 350 amino acids. The transcript is spliced from 7 exons. NCBI's taxonomy places the organism in Eukaryota, Metazoa, Arthropoda, Insecta, Hemiptera, Delphacidae. Gene Ontology annotation, cellular component: cytoplasm.
UCUUUUCACCGGCGAUUGUUAAGCAGUUCCAUGUUAGCAGCCCAUUCACAAAAUGAAGCCACUUUUUUGUCGCCUCACAGCAUUCGCUUCUUCCACGUUCCCAACAUUGUUUAAUGUUUCAUGUUUGUGAUAAAUAAUAGUGAUACGUUUAUAGCUGAGAAAUUGAUAACACAUUAACAAUUGAAAGUGAAAAGUAACUGUGCGGUGUCCAAUUUUUAGUAUAUAAUAUAACUGUGAAAGUGCUUUGUGCUGUACAAACUGAUUUUUAUGUGUUUUAAUUUAAAUAACUAUAGUUUGAAACUCAAUUGCUAUAAAUUAAAAUACUGACUGGCAGUAAAUGAGAAAAACCAAGGAUAUUUCACGUUCAGCUGCUGCCUGAUUCAAUAAAUUUGAAGUUGGACCGCAAUAAGAAGACUGAUUGAAUGAACGCAUACUUCAAUGAGCAGAAGAAAUAGUCUCUACAACAACCAGCAAAUAAGUUGUGAGUUACUGCCAUGUGACAUGGUAUACAAACACUACAACUUUGGGAAAUGACACUUCUAAAUGAUGCAACUACAGUGAAAGCGAAAGAAAAUUCAAAGACGGCGAGUAGACAGGAACUAGCGGGUGGACGAGAUGAGGCUGGAAGAUCGUCCGACUACCAGGACGAAACCCGCAGUACUGUCCUUUCCAGUCAUGGCUACAGGAUAGGGCGCACCAUUGGCAGUGGUUCCUACGCCAUGGUUAAGCUCGCCGAAUCGACUCACCAUGACUGCAUUGUGGCUAUAAAAAUAAUUUCAAAAUCGCAUGCACCACAAGAUUAUUUGAAGAAAUUUCUUCCAAGAGAAAUUCAAGUUGUUAGGGGACUGCGACAUAAAAAUUUGAUUAGAUUUCUUCAAGCAAUCGAAACAACACACAGAGUUUAUAUUGCAAUGGAAUACGCAGAGAAUGGAAGCUUAUUAGAUAUAAUAAGAAGAGAUGGAUUUAUAGAUGAAGAUAGAGCUAGAGUAUGGUUCUCUCAAUUACUAAAUGGCCUUGAAUACUGUCAUGGAAAAGGUGUAGUUCAUAGGGACAUAAAAUGUGAAAACUUACUGAUGGAUUCCGAGUACAAUAUCAAGAUUUCGGACUUUGGCUUUGCGCGGGGGGAUUGUGGAUCGCAAGGGAAGGGCUACGUGCUGAGCGAAACGUUCUGUGGCAGUUACGCGUAUGCGUCUCCCGAGAUACUGCGGGCGAUCCCAUACCGGCCGCAGUACUCCGACGUCUGGUCGACGGGCGUCGUCCUUUAUGCCACCGUUUUCGGCCGUCUGCCCUACGAUGACAGCAACUUUGCUCAACUGGUCAAGCAAGUAAUGAGGCCAGUUGUAUUUCCAAAGGAACCAACAGUAUCUAAAGAAUGUAAACAGGUGAUCACAAAAAUCCUGGCACCUCUUAGGCAGCGCUUAAAAAUACCAGAGAUUCGGAAAGAGCCUUGGAUGGUGAUCAUUGUGGAACAGAAAAGCAGUACUAGCAACGACAGAAUGCCAGCGACAUCGGCAGAAAGUCAGUCGUCGCCAAACGCUGUAAUAGGCACGGUAAGCAACGAACCCUCCACAUCAGCCUCAUAAUUUGCAACCACUGCGUUCUUCAUUGGGGCGGAACGAUCUCACUAUUCGAGAUAAUAAUCCAGGAAGACAGAAAGAUGGGAAAUCGCGCAAUUUAUUGACAAAUUCAAAAUGAUAGAAAACCUUUUUCAAAAUAUAACUUGACUGAGUGACAAAAUGAAUGAAGACUGAGGCAGUAGAAAUAAUAAACAGUAUUAGGGAUAA